Molecule: messenger RNA, 1886 nt
Organism: Zingiber officinale
Lineage: Eukaryota; Viridiplantae; Streptophyta; Magnoliopsida; Zingiberales; Zingiberaceae
Exons: 11
Coding region: 615-1706 (363 amino acids)
Source: RefSeq, a predicted model, not a curated record
CAAUAUUUGAGGCUCCAAGAGAAAGAAUCCGAGCAGAAGAGAGACGUUAUUGAUUCCGAGCAGAAAGCUCCGAAGCAAGCAACGCAAUGUCUCUGGCGGUGCUAUAUUAUAUGUGGCCUCCAACAGCAGCAGAAAAGGUUUCGCAGAAUAAAACAGGCUUUGCAGUUGGAACUAUUGCUCGUCUAACCCUGACAAGUCACGUCAGUGCUGGCGCAGGUCCAUGUGUUCGCCUUCAGUAGUGUCAUCCAUCAGAGAGUUGUCUGUCACAAGAAACUUAAUAGUUCAUUCAUGUUCCUUUGAGCUCUGGAUCGGACAGCCACAUGUUGGCCACCAAAGAACUCGUCCAUUUCAUCAGCUCAAGAGGGAGAUAGAUUAAGGAGGAUCUCUACUUUAACAACGUUGGUGAUGUUUCGCUUCCCAAGUUUGAAUUUUUCGUUAGCGGUAUAAAGGAGUCAGAAGAACAGUAGUGUUGCAAGUUUUCAGUUAUUAAGAGGAAGUAGCUACAGAGCAUGGUAAGUACUGAAUCUCCAGGGCAGUAACAAAUCUCAGUCUAUCCUACAGUCCUUGUAAGUCACAUGAGUUAAGCUUCAUUAUCAUGCUCAGGCUGAGCUGAAAUGCAGACUUCGCAGGAUCGCCAUCACGGAGAAGGGCAGCCAUCGCCUGAAGCAGCGCAUGAUUUACUAGGUGACUAUCAACAUGCUCCACUUGUUGAAGCUCCUAUAGAAGAUUCUGCUUCAGUUUCCAAUGCAAGCAGUAACACUAGCAAGGUUCGUCGUGAUGACAUUGAACUGGUGCAAAACUUGAUUGAACGAUGUCUACAACUGUAUAUGAACAGAGGGGAGGUAGUUCGCAUAUUGUCUAAUCGUGCUAGGAUAGAACCUAGUUUCACAACUCUAGUGUGGAAGAAAUUGGAAGAAGAAAACUCGGAAUUUUUCAGAGCCUAUUAUAUAAGACUAAAAUUGAAGAAGCAAAUCAUUCUGUUCAAUCAUUUGCUCAAGCACCAGUACCAUCUGAUGAAGUAUCCUGUCCAGUCUAAGAUUCCAUUGGCUCCUAUUCAAAAUGCGAUUCACCCUAUGCCAGUCAAUUUGCCCAUGGGAUAUCCUAUUCUUCCUCAGUACCCAAUGCCAAUGCCAGUUACAGGUCAGCCCCAUGACGCAAUGGCUUGUGGAAUCUCCAGCUGCCAUACAGUCAAUGCUAUUCCUGCACCUGGAACUUUUCAUCCCAGUUACAUCAAUUCUGGGACCAACAGUGGCACAGCUGAAGUGGCUCAUGCGACCCCUCCAAGUUAUGUCAUUUCUUCCAUGUCUGAGAUGGCUAUGAGCCCUGCACCAGCAACAUCAAGCGCUCAUUUUCCUUUCACUCCUGAGAUAUCUGGAACAGGCAUAAAUGCCUCAGCACUCGAUUCAACCUUUCUAUCUGAUGUGGCAAAUGCAGGACUGCAACUAAGUUCAGAUGGUGUGGAGCAGUCAAGAGAUACAAUGCGAUCGUUAGGACAGUUUUGGAAUUUCAGUCUGUCUGAAUUGACCAUGGACUUGACAAAUAUAGCAGAUCUUGGAGAUCUAGGAGACUAUGAUGGUUCUCCGUUCUUGCCAUCGGAUUCAGACAUCUUGCUGGACUCCCCAGAACAGGAAGAUAUAGUCGAAGAAUACUUAGCUGAUGUUGCGAAUGGACUCUGCUCACACCAAUCAGACGAAGAGAAAUCUUAGGACAAGUUUGAACUUUCUUUUCGCACCUUCUCUGUAAUUUUUGUCCAAGCUCGAUCAUUAACAAUAUUGAUCAAUUAACGGUUAACUUCACGUAAUUAAGCAGCAGAUUCUAAGUAGUGAAAAUUAGUUAAUACAGUAAUUACUAGUAAAAUAAAAGACGGUUCUUUUCUUCUUCUUCUU